Molecule: messenger RNA, 1800 nt
Organism: Fusarium vanettenii 77-13-4
Lineage: Eukaryota; Fungi; Ascomycota; Sordariomycetes; Hypocreales; Nectriaceae
Exons: 1
Coding region: 1-1800 (599 amino acids)
Source: RefSeq, a predicted model, not a curated record
AUGCACGAGCUACCCGAGAAAGUUAUAACUUGCGAUGUGCUGAUUGUCGGUGGCGGUGCAGCUGGUCUGACUGGUGCUGCAGCAGCCGGAGGGCUCAAGACCAUCCUGGUUGAAAGGCAGAAAGCGUUAGGAGGCAAGACAGCUUUGGCAAGCGGAAUGAUCUGGAUGCCGGGAAAUCGGACUGUCAAAUCCUGUCCUAUAUUGAAGCCUCAUCAGCUUACAGGCUACACCUUGCAGGCCAGAGCAUAUGUCGAGAAUGCUGUUGCGAUGUCCGAUGAACACGGCAACGGCGCCUUGCCCACAGCAGCCACGAAACGCAUAGACGCGUUUCUGACCAAAGGGCCCGAGAUGAUUGACUUUCUACGUGCCCGCGGGUUCAGGUGGAUGAAAGCGCGCUCAAGCUUCCCCGAUCAUCAACCCGGGCUGGAUGAGGCACUGUCAGCCGGCGGCCGUACGCUCGAUCCGGCCGUCUUCGACAUAGAAUCCCUAGGUUCACUAGGGGAAUACCUCUCCCAUGAGGGUGAGGUGCCUUUGGUAUUCAGAUUUGAGGACUUUCGUAUAUUGACACGCCCGUUUGCAUCUCUCCAAGAUUUCCUCAAGAUCGGCCGAAUGCGCCUGAGGUCUUUGCUAUGCUCUCUCUACUUCAAACGCCCGGCAUCAAUGGGACGGUCGCUCGUUGGACAACUUUUAUCUAUCUGCAGAGAUAACGGGAGCAUCGACAUAUACACCGAGACGGAGCUUGUUGGACUAUGGCACGAGGGUGGCACGGUCGUUGGCGUCUCGCUGAAGAAAGGAAAGGAGACUUUCAAAGUUCGAGCACUACGCGGCGUGCUUCUGGCCACAGGCGACUUCGACGAGUGCCGGGGAGUUUCGGAUAUUGAAUUUCCAUCAGGCGGCAACGAAGACAACACUACGAAUGAUCCUCAGGACAGCAUUGGACAUGUGGUGGCCCUGUGCCAGAGUAUGGGGGCAGAGGCGUGCGUGACGCGUGAGGUCAGGGGAACCCCGACGAUGAAGGGGCUACGCACGGGCAGAACGACUCACGCGAUAUUUGAGAUCUCCAAGCCAUUCUCCAUCGUCGUCGAUAACCAAGGGAAUCGGUUCUUCGCGGAGUCCAAGCCGCAUGGCGAUGCGGCCAGGUCCAUGCGCGCCAGGGCCGACGCACGUCUAGCCCAGGAUGCGAGGGCUUGGCUAGUUUUGGACCAGAACUAUCGAAAGAGGUAUACGCUGGGUGGUACCCAUCGAUGGACUGACAUUACAAAAGCUCUUAGCGAGGGCAUCCUCCUGGAAGCGGAUACUAUUGGCGCCUUGGCAGACAAGAUGGGCAUCGCAAGGCAAGCGCUCGAAUCCACCAUCCGACGCUGGAACGAAAUGUGCGGCUAUGGAACGGAUAUCCAUCAUAAAAGAGGCGACGAUGACUACCAGAGGUUUAUGGGAGACCCUAGAGUUGCGCCGAAUUCCUGCAUGGGAGCCAUCGAGCGCGCUCCGUUCUAUGCCGUUCGGAUUUCUACCAGCGACGGUGGAAGAAAAAAGAGGCUCUUGACGGAUGAGCACGGCAGGGUUUUGCAGUCUGAUGGGAGGGCCAUCCCGGGUCUCUAUGCUGCGGGGGACACAUCCGCUUGCGUUCUGAGAGCCACAUCUCUCGGUGCUGGCGGAACUCUUGCAUCGACCAUGGUCUUUGCCUACACUGCUGUCCAGCAUAUGUUGUCGCAAUCCCACGGCAGCCCGAUGAGCUUGAACCAAGGGCUUGUAGACGAGAAGACCAUUGACGUGAGCGAACUAGAGCGGAGCAAGCAUUGA